UGGCCGCUCUCUGAAUCCUCCCCACCGUCCCAGCAAAAUGCGUCUCGCCCCUGUGCUUGGCUCCUGCUCCCUCCUCCUGCUCCUGGGGGCCUUGCCCGGAUGGGCGGCCAGCGAUGACCCCAUCGAGAAGGUCAUUGAAGGGAUCAACCGAGGGCUGAGCAAUGCAGAGAGAGAGGUGGGCAAGGCCCUGGAAGGCAUCAACAAUGGAAUCACGCAAGCUGGAAGGGAAGUGGAGAAAGUUUUCAAUGGACUUAGCAGCAUGGGGAGCCAGGCCGUCAAGGAGGUGGACAAGGGCCUCAACAGCGGCUUGGACAAGGUAGCCCAUGGGAUCAACAAUGGCGUCGGACAAGCUGGGAAGGAGGCUGAGAAGUUUGCUCACGGGGCCAACAACGCUGCUGGACAGGCCGGAAAGGAAGCAGACAAAGUGGUCCAUGGGGUCCACGAUGGGGUCAACCAGGCCGGGAAGGAGGCAGAGAAACUUGGCCAAGGGGUCCACCAUGCUGCUGGCCAGGCCGGGAAGGAGGCGGAGAAACUUGGCCAAGGUGUCCACCACGCUGCUGGCCAGGCCGGGAAGGAAAUGGACAGGUGGCAGCAGGAUGUUCAUAAUGGGGUCAACCAAGCCGGCAAGGAGGCCAACCAGCUGCUGAAUGGUGGUCAAGGCGGGUCUACCGGCCAGCACGGAGGGGCCGCAACCACUUCAGUAGCAUCUGGAGCCUCGGUCAACAAGCCCUUCAUCAACUUUCCCGCUCUGUGGAGGAGCGUCGCCAACAUCAUGCCCUGAACUGAUGCCCUGAUCUUGCUCAGCAGACGCUGGAGUGACCUGAAGGAGCUGAGGGUUGCGGGG
Lepus europaeus (European hare) is the source of this 844-nucleotide messenger RNA. It is a transcript of the gene SBSN, whose product is annotated as suprabasin. The record is from RefSeq and is a predicted model, not a curated record. The coding region runs from base 38 to 781 and encodes 247 amino acids. Lineage: Eukaryota; Metazoa; Chordata; Mammalia; Lagomorpha; Leporidae. The transcript is spliced from 5 exons.